CCGCCAGCACAUAGAGGUUCGUUUCCUAACUGUAGUGUUUCAAGUACAAUCACCUGCACCGAUUUAGGUGUGGCGCCACAUUGCCGAAUAAUCUGUCAAAAAACCUCCUACCAUCGCACCGUAUUUUUUUCCAACAACAAAUAGAUCGGCUUAGGGAACACACGAACAUGGUUAUCAGAGUGUUUAUCAGCGGCAUCUCGGGCAACAAAGAGGUGAAGAAGCGGCAGCAAAGGGUGCUGCUGAUCCUCGACUCGAAAAACAUUAAGUACGAUGUGGUGGACAUCGCAGAGCCGGGCAGCGAGGAGGACAAGGAUUUCAUGCAGAACAGUUCCACUUCGAACGGUGCCACUAUCAGUGAUCCCAACCCCAGACACCCGUUGCCUCCGCAGAUUUUCAACGACGAUGUGUACUGUGGGGAUUACGACAUGUUCGACAUGGCGAACGAAGUGGACGAAAUGGAAAAAUUCCUGAAACUGGCCCCGGACGAUUCGACGGCGACGGUCACGUCCACCACCUCGAUCCAACUAGAAAACGGCAACGCGAAAAAAGACGUCGAAGUCGAAGACGCGGACUCGUCGAACGCCGAAAUCGAAAACACCAACGAAGAAGUGCCUAAAGAUGAAGUCGAAAACGUAGAAGAGUCGAAAGAAAAUGAAAUAGACGACAAUAAAGAGUCGGAGGACGCGAAAGCGGACGAGAACCAAACCGACGAACAGAAAUUAGAGAAUGGUGCGAACCAUGACAAAGUGGACGAGAGCGGGGACAAUCCCGACGAAGAUCCAUCUGAAAAGGCUGAAGAAUCGUAAUUCAUAUUAUUUAAUUUAUACACGCGCACCCAAUCAUAUUGACUCAUUUAUUUUUCAUUUAUAUCUAUAUACUUUAGAUGCUUUGUUCCUCGCCAAAGCAUAUUUUCAACUAUUUAAGUAUUAUAUUUAUGCGACAACAUUAAGGUUACGGUCCUAAGUGCUUUGAACAAUAAAAAUUAUGAUUGUUAUCUCAAAUGUUACUGUUGAAAUUAUUUUGGAUUUUGUAAAUAUUUCUUUCUUCAAUAAAUCUUUUAUCAAA
This is a messenger RNA of Aethina tumida (small hive beetle), 1065 nucleotides long. Its product is annotated as SH3 domain-binding glutamic acid-rich protein homolog. Gene Ontology annotation, cellular component: cytoplasm. The transcript is spliced from 3 exons. The record is from RefSeq and is a predicted model, not a curated record. Lineage: Eukaryota; Metazoa; Arthropoda; Insecta; Coleoptera; Nitidulidae. The coding region runs from base 168 to 806 and encodes 212 amino acids.